UGGGGGCGGGGAGGAGAGGCGGCGGCGGCGUCCGAGCUACGCCACACGGGGCCGGGGCGCCGGGAGCCGGAGCGCAGCGCGGGGUCGUGGCGGCGGCGGUGAGGGAAGCGGGGCGGAGGAGGUGGAGCCAUGGCGGGCCAGCAGUUCCAGUACGAUGACAGCGGGAACACCUUCUUCUACUUCCUCACCUCCUUCGUGGGGCUCAUCGUGAUCCCCGCCACCUACUACCUCUGGCCGCGAGACCAGAAUGCGGAGCAAAUUCGAUUAAAGAAUAUCAGAAAAGUAUACGGAAGAUGUAUGUGGUAUCGUUUACGGUUAUUAAAACCCCAGCCAAAUAUUAUUCCUACAGUAAAGAAAAUAGUUCUGCUUGCAGGAUGGGCAUUGUUCUUAUUUCUUGCCUACAAAGUUUCCAAAACAGACCGAGAAUAUCAAGAGUACAAUCCUUAUGAAGUAUUAAAUUUGGAUCCUGGAGCAACAGUAGCAGAAAUUAAGAAACAAUAUCGCUUGUUGUCACUUAAAUAUCAUCCAGAUAAAGGAGGUGAUGAAGUCAUGUUCAUGAGGAUAGCGAAAGCUUACGCAGCUUUAACAGAUGAAGAGUCUCGGAAAAAUUGGGAAGAAUUUGGAAAUCCAGAUGGGCCUCAAGCCACAAGCUUUGGAAUUGCUUUGCCAGCUUGGAUAGUUGACCAGAAAAAUUCGAUUCUGGUUUUACUUGUGUAUGGAUUGGCUUUUAUGGUUAUCCUUCCUGUUGUUGUGGGCUCUUGGUGGUAUCGGUCCAUACGAUAUAGUGGAGACCAGAUUCUAAUCCGUACAACACAGAUUUAUACAUACUUUGUUUAUAAGACUCGGAAUAUGGAUAUGAAGCGUCUCAUCAUGGUUUUAGCUGGAGCUUCUGAAUUUGAUCCUCAAUAUAAUAAAGAUGCCACAAGCAGGCCAACAGAUAAUGUUUUAAUACCUCAGCUAAUCAGGGAAAUUGGCAGCAUAAAUUUAAAGAAGAAUGAACCUCCACUUACCUGUCCAUAUAGCCUGAAGGCCAGAGUUCUUUUACUGUCUCAUCUUGCUAGAAUGAAAAUUCCUGAGACACUGGAAGAAGAUCAACAGUUCAUGCUGAAAAAGUGUCCUGCUCUGCUUCAGGAAAUGGUGAAUGUAAUCUGCCAGUUGAUAAUAAUGGCCUGGAGCGUGGAAGAAAGGGAGUUUCGUGCUCCAACUUUGGCAUCCUUAGAAAACUGCAUGAAGCUUUCCCAGAUGGCUGUUCAGGGGCUGCAGCAGUUCAAGUCUCCUCUUCUGCAGCUCCCUCACAUCGAAGAAGACAAUCUUAGAAGAGUUUCGAACCACAAAAAGUUCAAAAUUAAAAGUAUCCAGGAUUUGGUCAGUUUAAAAGAAGCAGAUCGUCAUAGUCUGCUGCACUUCCUUGAAGAUGAAAAGUAUGAAGAGGUCAUGGCAGUUCUUGGGAGUUUCCCGUAUGUGACCAUGGACAUAAAAUCACAGGUGUUGGAUGAUGAAGACAGCAACAACAUCACAGUAGGGUCCCUGGUCACAGUGCUGGUUAAACUGACGAGGCAGACGAUGGCUGAAGUGUUUGAAAAGGAGCAGUCCAUCUGUGCUGCUGAGGAACAGCCCACAGAAGACGGGCAGAGUGAUGCCAACAAGAACAAGGCCAAAGGAGGAUGGCAGCAGAAGAACAAAGGACCCAAGAAAAUGCCCAAAUCCAAAAAAAAGAAGCCUUUAAAAAAAAAACCCACAACUGUGCCCUUACCUCAGGGAAAGCAGCAGAAGCAAAAGCAGGCAAAUGGAGUUGUCGGAAGUGAAGCUGCAAUGAAGGAGGAAGAGGAGGACAUUUCUGACAAAGGCAGUGACUCUGAAGAGGAGGAGACCAAUAGAGACUCGCAGAGCGAGAAGGACGAUGGCAGUGACAGAGACUCCGACAGAGAGCAGGAUGAGAAGCAAAGCAAAGACGACGAAGCAGAGUGGCAAGAGCUCCAGCAAAGUAUACAGAGAAAGGAGAGAGCUCUUCUGGAGACCAAGUCGAAGAUAACACACCCUGUGUAUAGUCUUUACUUUCCCGAGGAAAAACAAGAGUGGUGGUGGCUUUACAUUGCAGAUAAGAAAGAACAAACAUUAAUAUCUAUGCCGUAUCAUGUGUGCACACUGAAGGACACAGAAGAGGUAGAGCUGAAGUUCCCUGCACCCGGCAGGCCUGGGAAUCACCAGUACACAGUGUUUCUGCGGUCGGACUCCUACAUGGGCCUGGACCAGACUAAACCACUGAAGUUGGAAGUUCACGAGGCCAAGCCCGUGCCAGAGAACCACCCACAGUGGGACACAGCAAUAGAAGGUGACGAAGACCAGGAAGACAGUGAAGGAUUUGAAGACAGCUUUGAGGAAGAGGAGGAGGAAGAGGAGGGUGGUGACUAAGCCGUGUGAGUGGACCACAGCGUUUGCACGUCCUGCAAACAUCUGCUGCUUUGUAAGUGACGAUCAAGCAGAAGCAGCGGAGAACUGGUGGGGAGGGAAGUGUUGGUGUCUUUACUGGAGACGGAUGCAAAAAAUAGGCCAUCGGUGCCAUGGUACAAUCUGAAAGGGGUUUUUAAAGCCUUUCUUCAGGUGUGGGGUGGUGCGUUGAUCUCACUACAAAUGAUAAUAAAUCUUUGAUGUUACAACUGUCGGAAGUGUGGGCUGUGCGUUACCUGGUGGAUCAUGCUCGCAGUAAGUCAAGGUGCACGAGGACUCUCUCUCUCCUUGUUGAGCUUUAGUUUUAGUAAACAUUAAAUAUGAUAAACAUCACAAAUAUGUUUUAAGUAAUGUCUGCUCAAGUUUCUAAUCUGUUAGACGCUCAUGUUCAUUUAUCAAUACUUUACAAGUGCUAAGAUUGUAACAGUUCAUGUGAGCUGAAACCUUAAUUUUCAUCUAUCUUGGCCAUCACUUAGCAUUCUCUCACAUUCCACAUAAUACAGAGGGCUAUAUUUUAGAAUUUUCCGUUCUUAAUUGCCCAGAGUUAGCAGACAUUAUAGACGUGGCUUUGGGUGGCUUUCAGACAGCCUCUGACAGCCUCCGGUUCUGUCAGUGCAGGAUCUAGGUCAUCCGAUAGGCUUCAGGGCCAGAGGUGAUUGUGGGACCACAAGUUCUCUGAUGUUUGCUUUGUGUCAUCAACCUUUUGGAAAAGGUUCACUAUAAAAGCUGAAUACAUUCGUAGCUCUUAAUCUACCUGACUCUGUCAGCAGCCUUUUAAAGGCAGUAAACAGCAUACAAAGGAGGCAGGUUUAUACUCAUUUGGACUCCUGUCAAUAAAAUAGAACUUUGACUCAUUUUAUGUUUGUAAUCGUGUGUGUCUUUUUACUCCUAGAGAAAGGGCAUAAAUAGGAUACUGUUUUAUUUUUCAACUCAAAGUUUAAUAUUGUACCUCACUGUGGAAGUGACUGCUAUCUCUGUAUACUCUUGGAAAACCCAGGAGCAAAAACUCUUUUUCUCUCAUUUAGUACAACCUAAAAGGGCAGUGCUCAACAUAGGGUAGAAAUGUGUGUGUGUGGUUAGUCACUGAGGUCAGAGGAAUAUUUUUAUUACUAGACAUAGAGGACACACAAGUCUACAAUACUAUAAGACUGAUCGCAAUAAUCCUAUCAAACUCCAUAGGCCAAAGUACUGUUGCAAUACUAACUUACGACCUUGUUUAUUUAAAAGGUUGCUACUCUUCCUGCAGAAUUAUCACUGGUAUUUUGUUACUACAGUAGUUGGAAAUAAAAUUUGAAAAUUACCAAAAAUA
Rattus rattus (black rat) is the source of this 3757-nucleotide messenger RNA. It is a transcript of the gene Sec63, whose product is annotated as SEC63 homolog, protein translocation regulator. The transcript is spliced from 21 exons. NCBI's taxonomy places the organism in Eukaryota, Metazoa, Chordata, Mammalia, Rodentia, Muridae. Bases 130 to 2412 code for a protein of 760 amino acids. Gene Ontology annotation, cellular component: Sec62/Sec63 complex. Gene Ontology annotation, biological process: post-translational protein targeting to endoplasmic reticulum membrane; SRP-dependent cotranslational protein targeting to membrane. Gene Ontology annotation, molecular function: RNA binding; transmembrane protein transporter activity. The record is from RefSeq and is a predicted model, not a curated record.